Molecule: messenger RNA, 1590 nt
Organism: Malassezia vespertilionis
Lineage: Eukaryota; Fungi; Basidiomycota; Malasseziomycetes; Malasseziales; Malasseziaceae
Gene: GSH2
Product: glutathione synthase
Exons: 1
Coding region: 1-1590 (529 amino acids)
Biological process (GO): glutathione biosynthetic process
Cellular component (GO): cytosol
Molecular function (GO): glutathione synthase activity; ATP binding; glutathione binding
Source: RefSeq, a predicted model, not a curated record
AUGGCGAGUGCAAUGUCUUUGCCACCAUGGCCUCCCGCCGAGAUUCUAGAACCUACAAGAAACAAAUUUGUGACGGUGGAUGCAAGAGAUUAUGCUUUGCGCCAUGGGCUUGUGUAUCGAGCGCUACCCGCAGAGGAAGGCGGAAUGCCACCGCAAGAUACUACCAUCCAUGCGCCCCUGACCCUGCUCCCUACACCGUUUCCGCGAGACUUGUUUGAGAAAGCAAUGGACUUUGCACCGCUCUACAAUACGCUGUAUGCACGCGUGGCGACGGACAAGGAUUUUUUGAGCUCGGUGCUCCAAAAUUCAGUCGUGCAUGUAGACGAUUUUCAGCGUCGCUUGUACGAAAUUUGGACUGUGGCCGAGGAAGAAGGCACCACGCAAAGCACUCAGCUUGCUUUGUGCCGCUCUGACUACCUCGUGCAUAUGGCACCCCAAUCAACCGGCAAGCUGCGGCAGGUGGAAUUCAACACAAUUUCGGCCUCGUUUGGCGCGCUUUGCACACUUGCAUCCCAAAUGCACCAUUUUCUUUUUCGCAAAGGUGCCUACGAUGCAAUGGAUCCACUUAUCUCCAAGGCGAACAUGCCCAAAAACGAAGCACUUUCUGUGCUCGUGUCAGGGCUUGCCGACGCGCACAACUGCUAUGUCAAACAGCAGCGCGAGGAACAUCGCAUGAUAAAGCCCGCUAUUUUGUUCGUGGUUCAGCCCGAGGAGCGCAAUACAUUUGAUCAGCGCGCAUUGGAAAUGGAAUUGCUCGAAGAGCAUGCGAUCCCUGUGCUGCGUGCGUCGCUUGACGAACUCGGCACCAUUGCCUCACUGCACGGCGUCGAUCGGAUCCUUGCCAUGCAGUCUCCUAUCAGCUUCACUCCCAUAGAGAUCUCGGUGGUCUACUUCAGGGCAGGGUAUUCGCCGACAGAUUACAAGUCGGACGAUGCAUGGGCUACGCGGCUUCUGCUGGAGCGCAGUCAUGCGAUCAAGUGUCCCUCGAUUGCAAUGCAACUCGCGGGAGCGAAGAAGGUACAACAAGUACUUGCAGAACCCGGCGUUUUGGAACAUUAUCUGGGCAAGGAAGGCGAUCUGUUGCGCAGCACGUUUGCAAAGCUCUGGCCGAUGGACGACUCCCCGUUGGGCAAAGAAGGCAUGGCCUUGCUGCGCGAAUCUCCACAGGGCUUUGUGCUGAAACCGCAGCGCGAGGGGGGGAGCAACAACAUCUAUAAAGAUGAUAUUAUCCCUGCACUUGAUGCAAUGGAGGCACGCGACAAGGAACGCAAUGCAAAGCAGGGGGGGUCAGGCAUCAAGGAGCGCGAGGGCUACAUUCUCAUGAGCCUCAUUCGUACGCCGGAGAACAGGGGCAGUCUAUUUAUGCGUGCAGGCAAACAGACACCUGGCUCUGAGCAUGCCACGGAAACGGUCAGCGAGCUUGGCGUAUUUGGCACAAUGUUGUACAAGCCAGGCCCGUCCAAAAAAGCGCCUCUGGACAUGCUCUCGAGCCGUACCGGCGGUUAUCUAUUGCGCACGAAAGCCAGCGAAAGCAACGAAGGCGGUGUUGCUGCGGGCUUCAGUGUAAUUGACUCGCCACUAUUGUUCUAG